This is a messenger RNA of Cordyceps militaris CM01, 4098 nucleotides long. Its product is annotated as 5-oxoprolinase. The record is from RefSeq and is a predicted model, not a curated record. The transcript has a single exon. Gene Ontology annotation, cellular component: cytosol. Lineage: Eukaryota; Fungi; Ascomycota; Sordariomycetes; Hypocreales; Cordycipitaceae. Gene Ontology annotation, biological process: glutathione metabolic process. The coding region runs from base 1 to 4098 and encodes 1365 amino acids. Gene Ontology annotation, molecular function: 5-oxoprolinase (ATP-hydrolyzing) activity.
AUGGCAAAGGCAUCUCCAUCGCGCGGAAUCCGCAUAGCCAUAGACCGCGGCGGCACUUUUACCGACUGCGUCGGCGAGCACAAUGGCGAGGAAAUCAUCAUCAAGCUCCUCUCCGAGGACCCCGCAAACUACAAGGAUGCCCCUCUGGAAGGCAUUCGUCGCAUCAUGAGCCACUUUACCGGCCGUGAUAUACCUCGUGGAGAGCCGCUGGAGACAUCGCAGAUUGACUCCAUCCGAAUGGGAACAACCGUCGCCACCAAUGCCCUGCUGGAGCGCAAAGGCGAACGCAUCGCCUUGAUUGUCACAAAAGGGUUCAAGGACUGCCUCAUCAUCGGGAAUCAGUCCCGCCCCAAAAUCUUUGACCUGGCCAUCCGGAAGCCAGACGUCUUGUAUGAGCAGGUCGUCGAGGUGGAUGAGCGCGUCACGCUGGAAGACUAUGCCGAGGACCCAGAACGAACCACAACGGAACCCGACACGGCCGCGGGAACUGACGCUGCCCGAGAAAAGGAACUCGUUCGUGGCCUGUCGGGCGAGACAGUGCGGGUGAUGCGCCGACCCAAGAAUGAAGAAAUCAAGACACAGUUGAAACAAAUUUACGACCAAGGUAUCCGAAGCAUUGCUGUAUGCCUGAUGCACGGCUACACAUUCCCCGACCACGAGGCUGCCAUUGGCAAGCUUGCCGAGCAAGUCGGCUUCACUCACAUCUCACUCAGUCACGAGCUGAUGCCUAUGAUCAAGCUUGUACCCCGCGCCACAUCUGUCUGUGCGGAUGCAUACCUCACCCCCACCAUCAAAAAGUACAUUGACGGAUUUCAGUCUGGCUUCGCUGGCGGUCUUGGCACUCGCAGUGUCCAGGAGACCGACGGCCCUAGAGGUGCUCGCUGUGAAUUUAUGCAAAGUGACGGUGGGUUGGUAGAUGUUGAAAAGUUUACCGGCCUCAAAGCUAUCUUGUCUGGCCCGGCCGGUGGCGUCGUUGGCUAUGCCAUCACUUCAUACGACGAGAACACUAAAACUCCCGUCAUUGGGUUUGAUAUGGGUGGUACGAGUACUGACGUAUCUCGUUAUGGCGAGGGCCGAUAUGAGCACGUCUUUGAGACAACAACGGCAGGCGUCACUAUUCAAUCGCCUCAGCUGGACAUCAAUACCGUUGCCGCCGGUGGUGGCUCGCGGUUGUUUUUUCGCAACGGUCUCUUCGUUGUCGGCCCCGAAUCAGCAGGUGCCCACCCCGGCCCUGCUUGCUACCGAAAGGGCGGCCCGGCUACUGUGACGGAUGCCAAUCUGUAUCUCGGUCGACUUCUUCCUGAAUUCUUCCCCAAGAUCUUUGGCAAAAACGAAGACGAGGGCUUGGAUGUCGAAGCCAGUCGCAAGGUUCUACAGAAGCUCGCUGACCAAGUGAAUCGUGACACUGGCAAGAAUCUGACUACUGACGAGGUGGCGUAUGGAUUCUUAACCGUUGCCAACGAGGCCAUGACCCGUCCCAUCAGAUCCAUCACGGAAGCCAAGGGCCACGAUUCGUCCAAGCACCGACUCGCCACAUUUGGUGGUGCUGGUGGCCAGCAUGCUGUUGCCAUUGCCGAGUCCCUGGGAAUCAGUCAAAUCCUCGUUCACAGAUACUCCUCUGUUCUAUCUGCUUACGGCAUGGCUCUUGCCGACGUUGUUGAUGAAAGACAAGAACCAGAGUCUUCGGUCUGGGCCGACGGCGGCCAUGUCGUCACGGAUUUACGGAACAAGAUGGAGAAGCUCAAGGAAAAGUCUCGCACCACUCUCAAGGGACAGGGCUUCGAGGCCAGCGAGAUUGUGUUUGAAGAGUACCUGAAUAUGCGCUACCGUGGGACGGAGUCUGCUCUCAUGAUUGUGAAGCCCACCGAGGCAGAGGCGAAGGAGUUCUUUGGCGGAAAAGACUGGCAGUUUGGCCAAGCUUUUGUCAAGCAACACCAUUACGAAUUUGGAUUCACUCUUGACGAACGAGACAUCAUUGUGGAUGAUGUGCGCGUUCGUGGCAUUGGCAGAAGCUUCCGCAACAACGAGAAGACUGUCGAUGAGCAACUCAAGACGAUCGAGCGCCAAGAUGUCACGGCGUCAAAACGUCACAGUACACAACAGGUAUACUUUGAGGGUGGACGUGCGGAGACGCCCAUCUACAAGCUUGAGAACCUGGCCGUUGGCGAUGUCAUCCCCGGCCCUGCUAUGCUUGCUGAUGGCACUCAGACUAUUGUGGUUACGCCCAGAGCAAAGGCACUAAUAACUGACACCCAUGUCAUCCUCGACCUGCAGAAAGAAGGUGCCAAAGAUGAAAACCAGACUUCGAAUGAGCGCGAAGUUGACCCCAUUCUGCUGAGCAUCUUUGGGCAUCGCUUCAUGGCGAUUGCGGAGCAAAUGGGUCGUGCUCUUCAGAAGACAAGUGUCAGUACGAAUGUCAAGGAGAGACUGGAUUUUUCCUGUGCCAUCUUUGACGCUGAAGGUGGCUUGGUAGCCAACGCUCCUCAUCUGCCCGUGCACUUGGGGUCCAUGUCAACUUGUGUCCGCCGCCAGGCCGAGAUCUGGAAGGGCCGGUUAGAGACGGGCGACGUCAUUGCCUCCAACGACCCAUCGUAUGGAGGUACACAUUUGCCGGAUAUCACGCUCAUCAUGCCUGCUUUUGAUUCGAGCGGGACACGCAUCCUCUUCUAUGCUGCAUCGCGUGCCCACCACGCUGAUAUCGGCGGCAUCACCGCUGGCAGCAUGCCUCCCAACUCGCGCGAGCUCUUCCAGGAGGGCGCCGUUUUCAAGAGCGAAAAGAUUGUCAGCAAGGGCAAAUUUGACGAGAAGCGCAUCACAGAGAUACUCUACGAGGCUCCGGCGCAGUACCCCGGGUGCAGUGGUACUCGCUGUCUCGCCGACAAUAUUAGCGACAUGCGCGCCCAGGUCUCUGCCAACAAAAAGGGCAUCUCUCUCAUUGAGACUCUUAUUGAGGAAUACGGCGAGGAGACUGUUCAGUUCUACAUGGUCAACAUCCAAAAGAAUGCCGAGAUGUGUGUGCGUAAUCUUCUACAAGAUGUGUAUAAGCGAUUCGAAGGUCGUGAUCUCUCGGCGCUCGAUUUCAUGGAUGACGGUUCGCCAAUCCAGCUCAAAGUCAAGAUUGACCCUGAACUGGGCGAAGCCGAGUUUGACUUUACUGGCACUGGCCCUCAAGUCUACGGAAACGUCAACGCUCCCGAGGCCAUUACCUACAGUGCAAUCAUCUACUGCCUGCGCUGCCUAGUGUCGCAGGACAUUCCUCUGAACCAGGGCUGCCUGCGUCCCAUCCAUGUCAAGAUCCCACCCAAGUCACUCCUCUCACCCUCGCCCGGCGCUGCCGUCGUCGGCGGCAACGUGCUUACUAGCCAGCGCAUCACCGACGUCGUCCUCAAAGCGUUCGAGGCCUGUGCCGCCUCGCAGGGCUGCUGCAACAACCUGACCUUUGGCUUCGGUGGCAACGUGACCGGCCAAAGCGCCGUGCGCGGCUUUGGCUACUACGAGACCAUUGCGGGCGGCAGCGGCGCCGGUCCGGACUGGGUUGGCACCAGCGGCGUGCACGUGCACAUGACCAACACACGCAUCACAGAUUCCGAGAUUUUCGAGCGCCGGUAUCCCGUGCUUCUGCGCGAGUUUUCUAUCCGCGCCGGGUCCGGCGGCCAGGGGCAGCACAAGGGCGGCGACGGCGUGGUCCGCGACAUUGAGUUUCGGAUCCCGCUGCAAGUGUCCAUUCUCAGCGAGCGCCGCGUAUACCGGCCGUACGGUCUCAAGGGCGGCGAGGACGGCCAGUGCGGGCUGAACCUGUGGGUGCGCCGCGUGGAAAGGGCCGACUGGCAACGCUCGCUGCAGUCGGUGCAGAGCGCGGCCACGGAGGGCAAGGACAAGGAAGCACGGGGCGCUGAGUACGAAGAGCGCUACAUCAACAUUGGCGCCAAGAAUUCGGCGGCCAUGGCGGCCGGUGAUCGCAUCAUUAUUAAUACGCCGGGCGGUGGCGGCUGGGGUGCAGUUGGAGAGGAGAGCGUUGCCAAGUCGCGAGGCGACCACACAGAUUCGUGGAAGAAGGGCAGCGGCGCGGCGCGUGAUGACGCAGCGCUGCAGGUAUAA